UAAAAAUCAUAGAGAGAGAUAGAACAUCAAAUGCGAGAGAAAGAGAGUUGUUGAGAGAGGGAUAGAGAGAGGAGGAAUGCCAUUUCCAUUCCUUAGUCGAGCAAGAAAUGGAGUAAGCUUUUGAGCCAGAGAAAAAAAGAUAAAAAAUACAGGCUUAAGACCUCGUGUUUCAGAGAUCUUUAACGCAAAGACCCUCCACACUUCAGCCCUACUGAAGCCAAAAAACAGAGGAGCUGCAGUGCAGCUCUAAUGGCAGCCUCAAAUGGAAGCGAAUGGUUUGAGGUGGACAUGGAUAGUCACACCGAGCACUUCUCCAGGUCCUCCAACGCUGCAGCAGUUGCAGAGGAGGAAGAGGAGCUCCUUUGGGCUGCUAUUGAAAGGCUUCCUUCUCAGAAACGCUCGAAUUUUGCGAUCUUGAAAAGGAGUGCCUCCGAUAACCCAGGGAACAGCCACGGAGUCCUCCCAACGACCGUUGAUGUAAGGAAGCUGAGUCGAUCUGGCCGUGAACUCGUCGUCAAGAAGGCUCUGAACACAACCGAGCAAGAUAACUAUAACCUUUUGGCAAGCAUCAAAACUCGGCUUGACAGAGUUGGUUUGGUUGCUCCAAAAGUGGAAGUGAGAUUUGAGAACCUGAACGUGUCAGCAAAUGUUCAUGUGGGUGGAAGAGCUUUACCUACUCUCGUAAACAGCAUCCGAGAUUCAGUGGAGCAAUGCCUCACUGCUUUGAGACUGCUUCCAUCUCAGAAACACUCUUUGACCAUCCUCGACAAUGUCAGUGGCAUUGUGAAGCCACGGAGGAUGACCCUGCUCUUGGGGCCUCCCGCUUCUGGGAAAUCGACAUUGUUGAUGGCUCUUGCUGGGAAAUUGGACAAGACCUUAAAGACAAGUGGGCAUAUUACAUACAAUGGUGAGUCGCUUAAGAACUUCUACCCAAGGAGGACUUCUGCAUAUGUAAGUCAGACUGACAAUCAUAUUGGGGAGCUUACUGUUCGUGAAACACUGGAUUUUGCUGCAAGAUGCCAAGAUUCUAGCGGCCAAACUGCAGGAUACCUGAGUGAUCUGACAAAACUCGAGAAGGAGAGGAAAAUACGUCCAAGUCCCGCAAUUGAUGCUUUUAUGAAGGCAGCUUCAGUUGGAGGAAAGCACUCCCUUGCAACUGACUAUGUCAUGAGAGUACUUGGCCUUGACGUCUGUGCAGAUACCCUAGUAGGUAGUGACAUGGACAGAGGUGUUUCUGGUGGUCAGAAGAAGAGAGUGACUACAGGGGAAAUGGUGGUUGGACCAAGGAAAACACUCUUUAUGGACGAAAUAUCUACGGGACUUGAUAGUUCAACUACUUUCCAAAUUGUUAAAUGCCUUGGAAAUUUUGUUCAUCUCAUGGAGGGAACUGUGUUAAUCGCUCUUCUUCAGCCAGCUCCAGAGGCAUAUGAACUUUUUGAUGAUCUAAUACUCUUAUCUGAGGGACAAAUUGUUUAUCAAGGUCCUCGAGAAUCUGUUCUGGAGUUCUUCGAGUCACUGGGAUUUGUGAUACCAGUUCGUAAGGGAGUUGCAGAUUUUCUUCAAGAGGUCACGUCUAGGAAAGAUCAGGCCCAAUAUUGGGCUGACAACUCGAGGCCCUAUGUUUUUGUUCCAACUUCAAAAAUUGCAGAAGCAUUCAGGGAAUCUAAAUAUGGAAAGCUCGUCGAGUCCAAUCUUGUGGUUCCUUUUAAUAAAGAAAAUGAUAAUCAAUCAGCCCUAGCACGAUCUAGAUAUGCUGUUUCAAAAUGGGAGAUUUUUAAGGCCUGCUUUUCCAGGGAACUACUUUUAAUAAGUCGGCAUCGCUUCUUAUAUAUCUUCAGGACAUGCCAAGUUGCAUUUGUUGGACUUAUCACAUGUACGAUGUUUUUAAGGACUAGGAUACACCCCACUGAUGAGAUAAAUGGGAAUCUUUAUCUAUCUUGCUUGUUUUUUGGGCUUGUGCAUAUGAUGUUCAAUGGGUUUUCUGAGCUGCCCAUAUUGAUAACACGGCUUCCUGUGUUCUAUAAGCAGAGAGAUAAUUUGUUUUAUCCUGCUUGGGCAUUUUCGAUUCCUAGUUGGAUUCUGCGCGUACCUUACUCCAUUGUUGAAGCACUUAUAUGGUCGUGUGUUGUGUAUUAUACAGUUGGAUUUGCUCCUGAAGGUGGCAGGUAUUCCUUUUUCAGCUUUUCCUGUUGGUAUAUUUUUUCUAUUUCCUAUAAUAUUUUAUUUUGUUUCUCAUUUCUUACAAUGUAUUUCAGGUUUUUCCGCUUCAUGUUCAUAUUAUUUUCAGUGCACCAGAUGGCCCUUGGACUUUUCAGGACGAUAGGUGCAAUAGGGCGAGACAUGGUGGUUACAAACACAUACGGUUCUUUUGCACUUCUUAUUGUGUUUUUGCUGGGGGGAUUCAUACUUCCAAGAGAUACCAUAAAACCCUGGUGGAUUUGGGCCUACUGGAUAUCUCCACUUUCAUAUGGACAAAAUGCAAUAUCAGUAAAUGAGUUCAUCGCUCCUCGAUGGAUGAAGGAAUCAACUUUUGGGAGUGAUACAGUAGGACACAAUGUCCUCAGAUCCCAUGGACUUCCUGUGAGGGGAUACUGGUAUUGGCUUGGUGUAGGGGUUUUACUGGCAUACAGCGUGCUUUUCAAUGUUUUAUCAACAUUAGCUCUGAAACACCUUAAUGCACUCAGGAACACUCAGGCAGUUAUUCCUUCUGAUGCCACAAAGGGAAGUAAUGUUGAAAAUGAUCAUUCCCACUCUACCCAAGAGCUUCCGGUCAAAGUACCUCAGACGGCUUCGGUUUUAGGCACCAGCCCUGAAAGAUCCACUGUAAACACUAAUUCUAAGAAUGGGAUGAUUCUUCCCUUCCAGCCAUUAUCAAUGACGUUUCAUAAUGUGAAUUAUUUUGUCAAUAUGCCCAAGGAAAUGCGUCGAGAAGGCGUUCCUGAAAAGAGGCUCCAACUUUUAUCAAAUGUGAGUGGGAUAUUUAGGCCCGGUGUCCUUACUGCUUUGGUUGGUUCAAGUGGAGCUGGGAAGACCACACUUAUGGAUGUCCUUGCUGGUAGGAAAACCGGUGGAUAUAUUGAGGGAGAUAUUAGAAUAUCAGGUCAUCCCAAAGAACAGAAGACAUUCGCAAGAAUUUCAGGAUAUGUCGAACAAAAUGAUAUACACUCCCCUCAAAUAACAGUAGAAGAAUCCCUGUGGUACUCAUCAUGGUUACGCCUUCCAAAGGAAGUCACCCGAGAAAGACAACUUGAAUUUGUUGAAGAAGUAAUGAAAUUGGUUGAACUUGACGCUCUAAGACAUGCUCUGGUUGGUCUUCCUGGGAGUUCUGGUCUCUCAACUGAACAAAGGAAACGGCUUACUAUUUCAGUGGAGCUUGUAGCUAAUCCUUCAAUUAUCUUUAUGGAUGAACCCACAUCUGGCUUAGAUGCAAGAGCUGCAGCAAUCGUGAUGCGUACUGUUCGUAAUACUGUUGAUACUGGCAGAACUGUGGUUUGCACAAUACAUCAACCAAGUAUUGAUAUAUUUGAGUCAUUUGAUGAGCUCCUCCUUAUGAAGAGAGGUGGACAAGUUAUCUAUGGAGGUCCACUUGGAGAGCACUCACAGUUGAUGAUAAAGUAUUUCCAGUCAAUUACUGGGAUCCCUGCUAUUCCCCAUGGAUACAAUCCUGCAACAUGGAUGCUCGAGAUCAGUACACAGGCUUGGGAGCAGAAGAUAGGCCAGGACUUUGCAUCAAUUUAUAGAAACUCUGAUCAAUACAGGGAAGUAGAGGGUCUGAUUGAACAUUUAAGUAGUCCUGUUGCUGGCUCAGAGCCCCUGAAGUUUGCUACCGAAUUUCCACAAGACACUGCCACCCAAUUUAAAGUAUGCCUUUGGAAACAAAACCUGACAUACUGGAGGAGUCCUCAUUACAAUGUUGUGCGGUUGUUCUUCUCCACAAUAUGCGCGUUGAUAUUUGGCUCUGUAUUUUGGAAUAUUGGAUCGAAGAGGGAAACAAUCCAAGACUUAUUCAAUGUGAUGGCGGCUCUUUAUUCAGCUUGUUUGUUUCUUGGAGUGAACAAUUCCUCAUCAAUACAACCAAUUAUAUCCAUGGAGAGAACUGUUUAUUAUAGAGAGAAGGCUAGUGGGAUGUAUUAUCCUUUCCCAUAUGCAGCAGCACAGGGUCUUGUGGAGAUCCCGUACAUUGCUGUUCAAACAUUACUUUUCGGUGGCAUUACAUACUUCAUGAUAGGCUUUGAGAGAACACUAGUGAAGUUCUUGCUCUACAUGUUGUUCAUGUUCCUCACUUUCUCCUACUUCGCGUUCUAUGGAAUGAUGGCAGUUGGUUUGACAUCCUCUCAGCACCUUUCGGCUGUUGUCUCUUCUGCAUUCUACUCAUUAUGGAAUCUUCUCUCUGGUUUCCUCGUCCCAAAACCAAUGAUCCCUGGCUGGUGGAUCUGGUUCUACUACAUAUGCCCGGUAGCCUGGACCCUACAAGGGAUCAUCACUUCCCAAUUGGGUGAUGUGGACACUAGGGUGGUGGGACCAGGCUUCGAUGGAACAGUGAAAGAAUAUCUCGAGGUAUCUUUGGGCUACGACACUAGCAUGACGGGUAUCAGUGUGGUUGUGCUCUUGGCGUUCAUCUUGUUCUUUUUCUCCAUAUUUGCAGCUUCGAUCAAGUUCUUGAAUUUUCAGAAGAGAUGAGAUGAGAUGAGAUGAGAUGAGACAAGAUAACUUUUUUUUCUUUUUAGUUCGAAUGGGCUCAAGGCUAGGCGGUUAGGGUUUUAUUCUUUUUAGUUCAAAUGGGCUCAAGGCUAGGCGGUUCGGGUUGUAGUGCGGCACCAACAGGAAGUCUUUGAGUUCUAUUUCUACCAUGACUAAAAGACCCCCGCUGAUUUUCUCUUACGUUUUUGCUCCUACUCAAGAUAUUGGGGGUACACGAGAGUUAUGCUUUGUCUUUACUUUCCUAUUCCAAGUUUCUGUUUGUAAAUUCAUUUUUUUUUGUUUUUUUGUGAUCGCAAGUUGGUGCCUUGAUUUUUAUUCUCUUUAGUUUUUUGCUCCCUUUUAUGUUUCAUAGACACGGUAAUGUGUAUUAUUGUUGGACAUAGAUAAAGCGUCCAAAACGCUAUAAACCACCCUUCUUUCCUUCAAAAAAAGCGAGAGGUGGCUUUGUGUGCUUUUUAUUGAGAUUUUGAGAUGAAAGGUUAAGAAGAAGUUUCUUUAGUUG
This is a messenger RNA of Amborella trichopoda, 5203 nucleotides long. RefSeq names its product ABC transporter G family member 31. The record is from RefSeq and is a predicted model, not a curated record. NCBI's taxonomy places the organism in Eukaryota, Viridiplantae, Streptophyta, Magnoliopsida, Amborellales, Amborellaceae. Gene Ontology annotation, molecular function: ATP binding; ATP hydrolysis activity; ABC-type transporter activity. Gene Ontology annotation, cellular component: membrane.